AUGUUUGCGGAGCCGUCUGUGCCAGACCGGCGCCCGUCGCCCGGCCUUACCCUCAACCUCCCCUCCAACAACCCCUUUCGCAACCGCGCAAGCUCGCCCGCUGCCUCGCCCGCCCUCGACACUCCUCGCAGCACUGCCAGCAGGCCAAUGUCGCGCAAUCCGUUCCUGUCCACCUUCGAAGCCGAGUUCAACAAGGAGGCUGCCAAUGCUGCACAGCUCAUUGACAUGUCGGCCAACAUGAAGGAGUCGCCCAAGAAACCCACCUUCGGUAGCACCGCCGAAGAACUCUUUCAUGUUUUAUUGACCAUCCAACCAUCUCCAAUGAGAGCGGCCAUGGAGCGUCUCAAGCACUUUGCAAGCGUAGUCACUGACCCUCGUUCCCUCAAACAGAAGAAUCUUACUCUCGACGAGAACAGCGGCAACCAUAAGCCAGCUCCAUCGAACGGCGAGCAGAGGAGUGGUGCGCCGCCACCCAGGAACCAUCGCCCCUCACGUUCUCAGGAGGACGAAGAACGACGCCUGCGAGGCGCACCUAGAGGGCCUCCCCGACCGAGGGGUCCGCCAGGCGAGCGUCCUCCGAAUCGACACAGCCCUGACCGACGCGAGCACCGCCGGCCUCGCCGUAACUCCGAAUCCUCCAUGAUUGACAAGGGCUCCCUAGAUCCUGAGGAGGAGAGGCGGAGGAGGGAGCGACGCAGGUUGCGUGAUGAGCGGUCAAAGGAUCCCAAAUCUCGCUCUUCGCGGGUCAGGAGGCCUCAAGGUUUGGACAUCAUUGACAAGUUGGAUGUGACGGGCAUCUACGGACCGAGCAUGAUACACCACGACGGCCCAUACGAUGCCGUCCAGCCGCACCGAAACCGCAAGAAGGACCAUCGAGCUCCUAUGCAGGCUUUCCCAGCCAAUUCUGCCAACAAUGUACUGGGCGGCUCAGGUCCGAUUAACAAGACCAUUGACCUGGAUACCUUCCACGGGAGAGGGGCAGAGGGUUUUACCGAUUUCGGCGCAUCCGGUUCCGAUUACAAGCGAUCCGAACAGGACCGAGCCAUUUCCUUUAAUCCAAAGGACAGAGUCGACAUCGUGCAUGGCGAGGAGACGGUCGGGCUGGGAACAUCCACCUUCUUGGAAGGGACACCAGCCUCGCGUACUGCAAUCCAAAGACGCGAAUCCGAAACACACAAUGCCAUGGCAGAUGGUGGUCUCGGACGGAAGAAGUCUAUCGCCCAGCGCAUUCGCGGUAUCUCUCAGCCUCGACGUCAAUUCAGUGAUGCAGGUCGCAUCACAUCCCCGGAGGCCCGCUAUGGCAGAGGCGCUCGGAGCCCGGCCAGUCCACAGGCACAGAGUGCGGGAGGUUAUUCCAAGGCGAACGAGCAGAACCCGUUCUUCGAUGAUUACGAUAAAGCAUACGACAACAAAAGUGCAGCAAUCAAGGUGGCCGAAUCCGAAAAUAAGGAUAAUGCUGUGAAGAGCCCUGGGCCCGCUUCCCCCGGAGCCGCAAGCCGCAAUCCUCUCACAAGGGCGGUCACAGCCGAUAACCUCGAAGGGGGAGCGCCGAGCGAGCCAAAACCGCAGUCGGGUUUUCUCAGCCGAGUAAAGAGUCUGAAGGGGGGCAGGAAGCCGCGUGCAGAACGCCCGGCGGCGUAA
Molecule: messenger RNA, 1641 nt
Organism: Westerdykella ornata
Lineage: Eukaryota; Fungi; Ascomycota; Dothideomycetes; Pleosporales; Sporormiaceae
Product: Pal1-domain-containing protein
Exons: 3
Coding region: 1-1641 (546 amino acids)
Cellular component (GO): cytoplasm
Source: RefSeq, a predicted model, not a curated record